Cicer arietinum (chickpea) is the source of this 2467-nucleotide messenger RNA. RefSeq names its product inactive TPR repeat-containing thioredoxin TTL3. Gene Ontology annotation, cellular component: cytoplasm. Gene Ontology annotation, molecular function: protein binding. The record is from RefSeq and is a predicted model, not a curated record. Lineage: Eukaryota; Viridiplantae; Streptophyta; Magnoliopsida; Fabales; Fabaceae.
AGUAGAGAGAGAGAAUCUAGCAUUAUAGAGAGAAAAGAAAAGAACUUGAGUCACCGUUGUUAGACACAAAUAUAACUCGACCAAACAUUUUCUCUCCCUCCAUCUAACUUCUUCACUCUUCCUUCAAACCUCUCUUCUCUUCUUUCUCACCUACUAAACUCAAAUAACAAAUUUAAAUUAUUCUUUUUUUUUUUUGUUAUUGCUUUCCAAUCUUCUUUAUAACCAAACAAUAACAUUAAAAAAAAAAAAGACACAGAAUAAUAAUAAUGUCGAAGACAAUGCAACAACAGGGCUUAGAUUCCCUGUGUUGCGACCACAAUAAGUCCGAUUCCAAAAAACUCGAUCUGAACGGUUCCGCCGUUGCUUCGUCAAUUAAAACCGCCGCUCCCAAACUCCCACACGACGAAAAAAACUUCAGCCGUUCCGGCGAACUAACGAAGAAUUUGAAGCCAAGUCACCGGAGAUCGGUAUCUGCCGGAGCUCCGUUACUAUUCUCCGGCGGAUCAAACGGAGCAGGUUCGAGUCCAACUUUGCUUCCAACCGGAAAUAUUUGUCCGUCGGGGAAGAUCGUCAGACCGGGUUUACCAUCUCGUGGACCGAACCGGACCGAUGUAUUGAGUUUGGGAACCGGAAACUACGGCCGAGGGAGUAUAAUGCGUGGUUCGGGAGGGAAUCCUGUGUGUACGGGUGCACCGCUUACGGUGAAACGCGCGAUGGGUGGUUGUGAUCCUGAGGAAGUGAAGAGAGUUGGAAAUGAGAUGUAUAAGAGUGGUCAUUUUACGGAGGCGUUGGCAUUGUAUGAUCGUGCUGUUGCUUUGUCGCCGGGAAAUGCGGCUUAUCGGAGUAACCGUGCGGCGGCGUUAACGGCGUUGGGGAGGUUGUCUGAGGCUGUGAAGGAUUGUGAUGAGGCUGUGAAGUUGGAUUCUGGUUAUGCCAGGGCCCACAAGAGACUUGCUUCUCUUUAUCUACGCUUUGGGCAGGUUGAAAACUCGCGUCGCCACCUAUAUUAUGCGGGUUUGCAGAACGAUCAAUUGGAAGAGCAGAAGCUGUUAUUGUUGGAGAAGCAUGUGAACCGAUGUGCGGAUGUGCGGAAGAUCGGUGAUUGGAAAAGGGCAAUCCAGGAAGUAGAGGCUGCUGUUGCGAUUGGAGCAGACUUCUCACCUCAGCUUGUGGCUUGUAAAGCAGAAGCUUAUUUGAAACUCCAUCAACUUGAGGAUGCUGAAUCAUGCCUUUCAAGCAUUCCCAAGUUGGAAGGUUGUCCUCCAGCCUGUUCUCAAGCCAAGUUCUUCGGUAUGGUCGGUGAAACCUUUGUGCAUUUUGUCUCAGCUCAAGUUGAGAUGGCCUUGGGAAGGUUUGCGAAUGCUGUUACUGCAGCUGAUAAAGCCAGCAUGUUAGAUUAUAGUAAUGUCGAGGUUGCUAGGAUUGUAAAUAUCGUGAAAAUGGUGGCAAGGGCUCGUUCGAGGGGGAAUGAUCUAUUCAGCUCUGGCAAAUUUUCUGAAGCUUGUUCUGCUUAUGGAGAAGGCCUUAAAUAUGACAAUUCAAACUAUGUUCUAUAUUGCAAUAGAGCUAUUUGUUGGUCUAAACUUGGACUAUGGGAAAAAUCAGUUCAAGAUUGCAACCGUGCUCUUAACAUCCAUCCAAAUUAUACCAAGGCCCUUUUCCGCAGAGCCACGUCCAAUGCAAAGCUAGAAAGAUGGGCUGAAGUUGUUCAAGAUUACCAGGCCUUGAAACGGGAACUCCCUAACGACAAUGAAGUUGCCGAAUCUCUUCGCCAGGCUCUACUAGCUUUGGAAAAAUCUCGCGCAGUGGUAAAUGGUAAAAAGUUUGGAGUUGAAGUUGAAGAAGUCACUGCAUUAGAUAAAUUUAAAGCUGCUAUUGCUUCUGCUGGUGUUUUGGUAGUUUAUUUCAAAGAGACAUCAAAUGAACUAUGUGAAGAAAUAUCUCCUUUCAUAAAUACAUUAUGUGUUAGAUAUCCCUCUAUUAAAUUUAUUAAGGUGGAUGUAGAGGAGUGUCUAGCAAUAGCAAAAGCUGAAAGCAUAAGAAGUGUUCCAACUUUUAAGAUUUAUAAAAACAGAGAGAAGGUGAAGGAGAUGAUCCGCCCUACCCAUCAGUUCUUAGAGGACUCAAUACGGAAAAGUAAUAGUCAAUAGAUUUUAGUAUUCAAUUCAUACUUAUUAUAUAUCCAUUCACAAGCAAUUAAAGCAUAGCAAUGGAAGAAGGUGCUCCAAAUAAUGCACCAAAAACCUCUUUAGUUCAAACUAUAGGAAUUUCAUCUUUCCCUGUGAUACAAACAUGGAUACCAAUUUUUGAGUUCUUUUAGGCAGGAAAACCUAAGAAAGAGAGAGAGAUGUUAGGUAGCUCUUAGCAUUUUGAAAUCAUUUAUGUAUAUCUUUCACCCAACAUCUAAUUAUUUGCUUGUUGUUUUCUUCUUUGACUCAACGUGCCAAGCUCAUAAGUUAUCCUUUUC